Pungitius pungitius (ninespine stickleback) is the source of this 823-nucleotide messenger RNA. It is a transcript of the gene dph3, whose product is annotated as diphthamide biosynthesis 3. NCBI's taxonomy places the organism in Eukaryota, Metazoa, Chordata, Actinopteri, Perciformes, Gasterosteidae. The transcript is spliced from 3 exons. Bases 499 to 753 code for a protein of 84 amino acids. The record is from RefSeq and is a predicted model, not a curated record.
UAAGAAUAUCCAGAACCCCCUUGAAUCUCUGCAGAGGAACCAGUGAAAGAAUCUCUGGAACCUCUUGGGAACCUUUGAGCAUCCCUCUGUUGAUCUCUGGAAACCCUUCAAGAACCUCUGCAAAACCUCUUGAGAGAACUUUGAGGUCCAUCCCACAAAGAAGCGUUGAACGCUUGAGGAACAACGAGGAAAAACCACCUGAGAGGAAACAUGUUUUCAUGUUUCAUGCUCUUGUUUUGUGUUUUUAGUUGUUGUUAAUUGUAUUUUGCUGGUUUUUGCGCGAGUGCCAGAUGAUAAAAAACAAAAGAAGGAAGCAGCGAAUCGUCACUGAGCCACAGCACCACCUGGUGUGUGGAGCCAGGAACUGCACCCUCAUUGGUCAACCGAUGGAUAUGACUUCACUUCCGGUACAGUCGGCAGAGGACGCGGUCACUACGUCAUCACGUCGCGCCCAGUGCGACAGACACGCGAGAGGAGGCUUUAUUUUCCUCGGGUGAAAUGUCGGUGUUUCACGACGAGGUGGAGAUCGAAGACUUUGAAUAUGACGAGGACACCGAGACGUAUUAUUUCCCUUGUCCCUGUGGGGACAAGUUCGCCAUUACUAAAGAGGACCUGGAGAACGGGGAGGACGUAGCGACGUGUCCGAGCUGCUCGCUCAUCGUGCGCGUGAUCUACGACCAGGAGAUUUUCACGUCGGGAGAAAUUGUAGAAACGUCGCCUACAGAAACCAAACUGGAGCUGGUUAAGACCUGACCCCCCCGACCCCCCCCCCCAAUAAUCAUCAUCACUACGACUGUUAAAAUCUUUGGUUGCAGGAAUGAUC